GGGUUCGAUAAAAUCCAAUCAAAAUAUGUACGGCGGCACCGAGGGAAAAAAAGAAAAAGUCUACAUGAUUAAAUAAGCGUACUCCACUACAUAACGAUAAGGAAAGCAACAGAAAUGAAAAAGUAGCAGCAUCAGCAAAAUCAAUGGUGCUACUUGGAUGCUCUGUUCGCCCUGGUAAUUCAUCUCUACUGCUUUCGUCAAACCCUAACUUCUCCUACAAGGUGCACUCGAAUUCUUUUGUUGUUAGCUCUGUAGAGAUUAAAAUUUGGAAUUGUUUAUCAUGUGUUCGAUUAAAUGCCUCUGUGAGACAACAAAGAUUUGUUAUCCAGUCAGUGAGGAGGGAUAGGAGUUCGCAUUUAGGUUUACAUGGUAUUUAUUUUCGGAAUUCGGGGAAAUUUAGUGCGCGUGUGAGGAGAAGUGUGAAAAGUUUGGUUAGUUUUCGAGAGAGGUUUCCGGUGAUUGUUCUUCAGUUUGUUGUUGGAGUCAUGCUGUUCAUGGCUGUUGCUGUGCCUGUUUCCAAGUCUCCGUCAUGGGCUCUUACGGAAGAGAAUCUUCUAUUUUUGGAGGCUUGGAGGACGAUUGACCGUGCAUAUGUUGACAAAACGUUCAAUGGUCAAAGUUGGUUUAGGUACCGAGAGAAUGCACUUCGCAAUGAACCGAUGAACAACCGUGAAGAGACAUAUGUGGCUAUAAGGAAGAUGCUUGGUACGCUGGAUGACCCAUUCACGCGGUUCUUGGAGCCUGAAAAAUUUAAAAGUCUUCGGUCUGGGACGAAAGGUGCUCUGACAGGAGUAGGACUUUCAAUUGGUUAUCCAACAAAAAAUGAUAGUUCUCCUCCUGGAUUGGUGGUUAUUUCUUCUGCUCCAGGGGGUCCUGCAAAUAGGGCUGGAGUUUUAUCAGGGGAUAUAAUUAUGGCAAUUGACAGUACAAGUACGGAGACCAUGGACAUCUAUGAUGCAGCAGAGCGUUUGCAGGGCACUGAUGGGAGUGCAGUAGAACUAAAAAUCAGUAGUGGACCCACGGUGAGGCAUCUAUCAUUGAGGCGUGAGAAGGUUUCGCUAAAUCCUGUGAAGUCAAGGAUUUGUGAGACAUCUGGUGCAGGGAAAGAUGCUUCAAGGAUUGGAUAUAUCAAACUAUCUUCAUUUAAUGAAAAUGCAUCGGGGGCAGUUAGGGAAGCAAUUGACGAUAUGAGGAGAAAUAAUGUCAGUGCAUUUGUCUUGGACCUUCGCGAUAAUAGUGGCGGUCUAUUUCCUGAAGGAAUUAAAAUUGCCGAGAUCUGGCUGGACAAGGGAGUGAUUGUGUAUAUAUGUGACAGCCGGGGUGUUCGAGAUAUAUAUGACACAGAUGGAAGCAAUGCUAUAGCAGCUUCAGAACCUCUAGUUGUGCUGGUGAACAAAGGCACUGCUAGUGCUAGUGAAAUCUUAGCUGGUGCACUGAAAGACAAUAAACGAGCAGUUUUAUUAGGAGAGCCUACAUUUGGCAAAGGGAAAAUUCAAUCAGUGUUUGAGCUAUCAGAUGGUUCUGGCAUGGCAGUUACAGUUGCUCGUUAUGAGACCCCUGCCCACACUGAUAUCAACAAGGUGGGUAUAAUUCCGGACUAUCCAUUGCCGGCAUCAUUUCCUAAAGACGAAGACUAUUUGUGCGGCUGCCUCCAAGACCCUAUAUCCAGCUGCUUUCUUGACAGAGUGGGUUUAUUUUUAAGAUGAUAUACAUAUAGACUUCAACAAAUAUGUAAUUCAGUAUAUUCUUUAAAUUCUUAGUUUUCUUUCGGGAAAAAGGCAUUUUAGUGUCUUAGCUUCUCACGUUUUCAGCGUUUGGUGUUUGCACUUUCAAAACUUUCACUUUGGUGUCUUGAACCGGUAGAUAUUUUCAAUUUAAUAUCUAAGAUGGGUAAAAACUUUCAGUUAA
Daucus carota subsp. sativus is the source of this 1908-nucleotide messenger RNA. Its product is annotated as carboxyl-terminal-processing peptidase 2, chloroplastic. The coding region runs from base 144 to 1706 and encodes 520 amino acids. Lineage: Eukaryota; Viridiplantae; Streptophyta; Magnoliopsida; Apiales; Apiaceae. Gene Ontology annotation, biological process: proteolysis. The record is from RefSeq and is a predicted model, not a curated record. The transcript has 13 exons. Gene Ontology annotation, molecular function: endopeptidase activity; serine-type peptidase activity; protein binding.